Molecule: messenger RNA, 711 nt
Organism: Trypanosoma conorhini
Lineage: Eukaryota; Euglenozoa; Kinetoplastea; Trypanosomatida; Trypanosomatidae
Product: ubiquitin-conjugating enzyme
Exons: 1
Coding region: 1-711 (236 amino acids)
Source: RefSeq, a predicted model, not a curated record
AUGCCAGUCACCGCCACCGCGAUGCGCCUCAUCAUGCGCCAGAUUCAAGACAUUGAGGCGAACCCCGCAGAUGGCGUGCGCAUCCACAAGUCCAACGACCUGAGCGAGUUGCUCUUUGACCUCACGGGGCCGGAGGGGACCCCGUUUGCCGGCGGCGUCUUCCACGUCGCGCUGUACUUCGAGGGAGGGUACCCGGAGGUGCCUCCGCGCGGGGUCUUCCGCACGAAGAUUUUCCACCCCAACGUGGCAGAAAAGGGAGACAUAUGCGUGAACGUGCUUAAGCGGGACUGGACUCCGAGUCUUGGGCUGCGUCACGUGCUCAUGGUGAUCCGCUGCCUCCUGAUUGAGCCAAACGCGGAGAGCGCGCUGAACGAGGAAGCGGCCCGGCUUAUUCUGGAGGACUACGACUCCUACAGGCGGAAGGCGGAGAUGAUGACGAAGGUGCACGCCAUGAAGGGUGGCAGACCUGCGAAGGGCGCACGGUCGUUGCCUUCCGACAAAAGCAGAGGAAAUGUUUCGCAGCGUGUUGGGGGCACCGCCCAUGUCGGCGUUGCCGGUGCGCGGGCAGUAGAGGGCGGCGGCGGCUCGCAACUCCGUAACACAUCGGAGUCGGCGUUGAACAACAGAAGCGCCGAGGGCGGCACUUCCGCGACGGUUGCUGCUUCUAACCUGGAGGUGGAAAAGAGACGCGCGGUUUUCAGGCGCAUCUGA